CCCCUCCUGUGUGUUAGCGGCACAAAGAGGAGGAUGUUCCAUCAUGGCGCCGGCGUUGGACAGGCAAGGUUUCUGGGGUCGGCCCACUUCAACGCUGGACUGGUGCGAAGAGAAUUAUGCCGUCUCCUUCUACAUCGCUGAAUUCUGGAACACGGUCAGCAACCUGAUUAUGAUUCUUCCUCCUAUUUAUGGAGCCAUCCAGACAUUUCGUGAUGGCCUUGAGUUUCGCUACAUCUGCUCUUUCCUUGGACUAGCGGCUGUUGGCGUUGGUUCGUGGUGCUUCCACAUGACACUUCUCUAUGAAAUGCAGCUACUGGAUGAGCUGCCAAUGAUUUACAGCACGUGUGUCUUUGUCUACUGCCUAUAUGAGUGCUUCAAACAAGAGAACAGCGUUAGUUGGUUUCCUGUAGCAUUAUUAUUCAUCUUCAGUGUCACAGUCACUGCGGUCUACUUGCAGUGGAAGGAACCAGUGUUUCACCAGGUUAUGUACGGUGCUUUAGUAGCUUGUCUGGUGAUGCGAUCUGUCUUUAUAGUUACAUGGAUGUACCCAUGGUUGCGGCCUUUGUGUUACACUUCUCUGGGUGUGUUCAUGCUAGGGUUUCUCCUGUGGAACAUUGACAAUGUCUUUUGCGACUCAAUAAGAGCCAGUAGGCAAACACUUCCCCCUGGUGUUGGAGUGCUAACACAGUUCCAUGCCUGGUGGCACAUCUUCACAGGCUUGGGGUCCUACCUGCACAUACUUCUUAGUUUGCAAAUCAGAUCAACUUACCUCAAGCACCGACCAAAAGUAAAGUUUUUAUGUGGCGUUUGGCCAACUCUGCACAUUGAGCCACAAAAGACGAGCUGAAAUGAAGGACCUCCCAAGGGAUGGUGACCCAUCACCUUGAGGACCAACCAUUGCCCCUCGUCUACAACUACGGGGACUUGUGCACCCAAGAGAACCAUACGCCCUGGACUAAUGGAGGACAGUAAGGCACUGACACUACUUUUAUUGGAAACUUCACUUUUUUUAAACCCUUAAUCAUUUAUUACAUCAGCUUUCCACUGAUUUGCUUAUUGUUAAUGCCAAAUUAUUAGGUUCAAUUGUGUGUUACUGAUGCUCAAAAAUACCUGUAAUGGAAAUUCUUAAUCUAGGAUAAGGAGAAGAGAAAAUGCAGUGAAUCUGCAUUACCUUCACUGGCGUUAGUGCUAGAGCUCCCUUGGACAGACAGAGCCCCCACAUACUUGACAAAACACAAAUUAUUGAGCAAUUAAGUUUGCAUGUUCGUCCUGUGACUGCGUGGGUUCCCGCCAGAUACUCCGGCUUCCUCCCACCUCUAAAGACAUGCACCUGGGAAUAGGUUGAUUGGCAACACUAAAUUGGCCCUAGUGUGUGAAUGUGAGUGUAAAUGUUGUCUGUCUAUCUGUGUUGGCCCUGCGAUGAGGUGGCGACUUGUCCAGGGUGUACCCCGCCUUCCGCCCGAAUGCAGCUUUUUUUUUUUAAUACCACUCCACUUCAAUUUAAAGACAUGAGUCCAUUCCAGAUGGUUAAUAAUAAUACAUAGGUUAAUGUUUUUCUUACCUAUCAUUAUUCACUGUUUGACUAAUUUCACUUUAUCAAACCGUUCCACACUACAGAAUAAUAAAAGUAUGUACUACGAUUCUGGCUAAUACUGUAUCAAAUUAAUAUCAGCCAGUAUUCAAGACUCCAAUAUUGGUAUCGGAUCAGGAAUUAAAAGUUGUAUGAAGACAGAAUGUAGUCCAAAAUAGUACAGUGGUUUUAUGAAGUAAUGUAAUAAUUAAGUACAGCAUUUACCUUGGAGAGUGGACCUCUACGGCAGGGGUCACCAACGCGGUGCCCGCGGGCACCAGGUAGCCCGUAAGGACCAGAUGAGUAGCCCGCUGGCCUGUUCUAAAAAUAGCUCAAAUAGCAGCACUUACCAGUGAGCUGCCUCUAUUUUUUAAAUGUUAUUUAUUUACUAGCAAGCUGGUCUCGCUUUGCCCGACAUUUUUAAUUCUAAGAGAGACAAAACUCAAAUAGAAUUUGAAAAUCCAAGAAAAUAUUUUAAAGAUUAAUGAUGGAUUUUUAACAUGUAAAGCGACUUUGGGUACUUAGAAAAGCGCUAUAUAAAUCCCAGGUAUUAUUAUUAUUAUUAUUAUUAUUAAAGACUUGGUCUUCACUUGUUUAAAUAAAUUCAUAAUUUUUUUUACUUUGCUUCUUAUAACUUUCAGAAAGACAAUUUUAGAGAAAAAAUACAACCUUAAAAAUGAUUUUAGGAUUUUUAAACACAUAUACCUUUUUACAUUUUAAACUCUUUCCUCUUCUUUCCUGACAAUUUAAAUCAAUGUUCAAGUAAAUUUAUUUUUUUUAUUGUAAAGAAUAAUAAAUAAAUGUUAAGUUAAUUCUUCAUUUUAGCUUCUGUUUUUUCGACGAAGAAUAUUUGUGAAAUAUUUCUUCAAACUUAUUAUGAUUAAAAUUCAAAAAAAUUAUUCUGGCAAAUCUAGAACAUCUUUAGAAUCAAAUUUAAAUAUUAUUUCAAAGUCUUUUGAAUUUCUUUUAAAAUUUUUGUUCUGGAAAAUCUAGAAGAAAUAAUGAUUUGUCUUUGUUAGAAAUAUAGCUUGGUCCAAUUUGUUAUAUAUUCUAAUAAAGUGCAGAUUGGAUUUGAACCUAUUUAAAACAUGUCAUCAAAAUUCUAAAAUUAGUCUUAAUCAGGAAAAAUUACUAAUGAUGUUCCAUAAAUUCUUUUUAAAAAAUGUUCUAAAAGAUUCAAAUUAGCUAGUUUUUCUCUUCUUUUUUCCGGUUGAAUUUUAAAGAGUCGAAAUUGAAGAUAAACUAUGUUUCAAAAUUUAAUUGUCAUUUUUUUCAUGUUCAUUUAAGUGUAAAUAUAAUUAAUUAUUAAUAAUAACAUAGAGUUAAAGGUAAAUUGAGCAAAUUGGCUAUUUCUGGCAAUUUAUUUAAGUGUGUAUCAAACUGGUAGCCCUUCGCAUUAAUCAGUACCCAAGAAGUAGCUCUUGGUUUCAAAAAGGUUGGUGACCCCUGCUCUACGGUAUCUCCUUCCAGCUGCUUCUCCGUCAAACACACCAUCAGCAACUUCCCAUAUUUUAAUAGAUAAAUGCCAACGUCUAAAUAUUAUUUUACGUCCUCGGCUGGCGUCAUGCACUCAAUUUGCUUCAGUAUGGUACAGGCUUGAAAAUCAACAUUAAGUGAGCCAGCUACACGCUCUGUCAUGUUUUUGAUGAUUUCUGUCUUUAAUUAAAUGAAUAUCAUCAACUUCUUCUUCUCAGCACUGUCCUUCACUCUCAUGUUCCUACUUCUCAUGCUUGAAAAAAACAGUUAUGUCCA
Entelurus aequoreus (snake pipefish) is the source of this 3322-nucleotide messenger RNA. It is a transcript of the gene acer3, whose product is annotated as alkaline ceramidase 3. Gene Ontology annotation, cellular component: endoplasmic reticulum membrane. Lineage: Eukaryota; Metazoa; Chordata; Actinopteri; Syngnathiformes; Syngnathidae. Gene Ontology annotation, biological process: phytosphingosine biosynthetic process; ceramide metabolic process. The transcript has 11 exons. The record is from RefSeq and is a predicted model, not a curated record. Bases 44 to 847 code for a protein of 267 amino acids.